Molecule: messenger RNA, 943 nt
Organism: Periophthalmus magnuspinnatus
Lineage: Eukaryota; Metazoa; Chordata; Actinopteri; Gobiiformes; Gobiidae
Product: GTPase IMAP family member 7-like
Exons: 3
Coding region: 73-786 (237 amino acids)
Molecular function (GO): GTP binding
Source: RefSeq, a predicted model, not a curated record
CGGGUGGAGGCAGGUUCUUAAUGAGGCGGAUACAAUUCUCAGGAAAAAGUUUGUUUCAGCUGCGAUACAACAAUGAGCGAGACCCGCAUCGUGGUCCUGGGGAAAACUGGAGUGGGGAAGAGCAGCUUGGCCAACACUAUCUUUGGGGAGAAAGUGUUUGAGGCGCGCUCCUCUGCCAACUCUGUCUCCGCCUGCUGCGAGUCCAUCACUAAAGAGGUGAACGGGCACCUCCUGAAGUGGAUCGACACGCCCGGACUGUUCGACACGGGGCGCGAGAAGGAGAUGAAGUCCGAGAUCUUAAAGUGCCUCACUGAGUGCCACCCGGGACCCCACGUGUUCCUCAUUGUGCUCAAGGUCGACCGACACACGUCCCAAGAGCAGGCCGUUAUAAACAAACUCCAGGAAUACUUCUCCAAGGGCGCGCUGGAGUACGCCAUUUUGCUGUUCACCGGCGGAGACCAACUGGACGAGGGAACGACCAUCCAGGAAUUUGUGUAUGAGAAUGAGGGUUUGAGGCAGCUUCUGGAGAAAUGUGGCAACCGUGUCCAUGUGGUAGACAACAAAUACUGGGGAGAGAACAAGGACGUUUACAGGAGCAACCGGUACCAAGUGUCUGAGCUGUUCCGAACCAUAGAGCAAAUGAAGAUCGCCAAUGGUGGACGGUUCUACACCAACAACUUCCUGCAGCUCAGCAUGGAGGAGAUUAUGCUGAAGACUUACAGCUGCACAGCGGGAGCACUGCUGUUGGCUUUUCUUGGCAAAGCAGUCCUGGAUUCAGCCACUUAGCGUAGUUUUAGCUGAGCAAUCACACCUAUACCAAUCUUAUCUUUCUCUGGUUAUUGCGGCGUUUCAGAUGGCAUCGCAACAUUCUAUAGCAGUUCAAAUUAAAGCCGCAAGCAGCGAUAAAGACACGCACAGCCCUCUAUCCUCCUGCAACUGCCAU